UAUCUAUGCAUUCGUUUCCCGAAAGUAGAACUAAUCCUCCCAUUGCGUAUUGGUACUUAUCGGGUAUAGAAUAGAUCUGCUUCUCUUUGUUCUUACGAACAGAAUUGUUCCAUUAUUUUCAAUGGAACGGAAUAAAAAUUAACCCUUUCUCAUACGGAAUCUACUGAAAAGGUUAGAUACAUAGUAUAGUCUUUUCCAAUGCGAUAAAAUAAAGUGACAUAGUGUCUAUUUUUCUUUGAUAAAGGGGUAUUUCCAUGGGUUUGCCUUGGUAUCGUGUUCAUACUGUCGUAUUGAAUGAUCCCGGUCGAUUGCUUUCUGUCCAUAUAAUGCAUACAGCCCUAGUUGCUGGUUGGGCCGGUUCGAUGGCUUUAUACGAAUUAGCGGUUUUUGAUCCCUCUGACCCCGCUCUUGAUCCAAUGUGGAGACAAGGUAUGUUCGUUAUACCCUUCAUGACUCGUUUAGGAAUAACCAAUUCGUGGGGUGGUUGGAGUAUUUCAGGAGGAACUGUAACGAAUCCCGGUAUUUGGAGUUAUGAAGGUGUGGCAGGGGCACAUAUUGUGUUUUCUGGCUUGUGCUUCUUGGCAGCUAUCUGGCAUUGGGUGUAUUGGGACCUAGAAAUAUUCUGUGAUGAACGUACGGGCAAACCAUCUUUGGAUUUGCCUAAGAUCUUUGGAAUUCAUUUAUUUCUCUCAGGGUUGGCUUGCUUUGGCUUUGGCGCAUUUCAUGUAACAGGUUUGUAUGGUCCUGGAAUAUGGGUGUCCGAUCCUUAUGGACUAACUGGAAAAGUACAACCCGUAAGUCCAGCGUGGGGCGCAGAAGGCUUUGAUCCUUUUGUUCCCGGAGGAAUAGCCUCUCAUCAUAUUGCAGCGGGUACAUUGGGCAUAUUAGCAGGCUUAUUCCAUCUUAGUGUCCGUCCGCCUCAACGUCUAUACAAAGGAUUACGUAUGGGCAAUAUUGAAACUGUACUUUCCAGUAGUAUCGCUGCUGUUUUUUUUGCAGCUUUCGUUGUUGCUGGAACUAUGUGGUAUGGUUCAGCAACUACCCCAAUCGAAUUAUUUGGUCCCACUCGUUAUCAGUGGGAUCAGGGAUACUUUCAGCAAGAAAUAUAUCGAAGAGUUAGCGCCGGACUAGCCCAAAAUCUGAGUUUAUCGGAAGCUUGGUCUAAAAUUCCCGAAAAAUUAGCUUUUUAUGAUUACAUUGGUAAUAAUCCAGCAAAAGGGGGAUUAUUCAGAGCAGGGUCAAUGGACAACGGGGAUGGAAUAGCUGUUGGGUGGUUAGGACACCCCGUCUUUAGAGAUAAAGAAGGGCGCGAGCUUUUUGUACGUCGUAUGCCUACCUUUUUUGAAACAUUUCCGGUAGUUUUGGUAGAUGGAGACGGAAUUGUUAGAGCCGAUGUUCCUUUUAGAAGGGCAGAAUCAAAGUAUAGUGUUGAACAAGUAGGUGUAACUGUUGAGUUCUAUGGUGGCGAACUCAAUGGAGUCAGUUAUAGUGAUCCUGCGACUGUAAAAAAAUAUGCUAGACGUGCCCAAUUAGGUGAAAUUUUUGAAUUAGAUCGGGCUACUUUGAAAUCUGAUGGCGUUUUUCGUAGCAGUCCAAGGGGUUGGUUCACUUUUGGCCAUGCUACGUUUGCUUUGCUCUUCUUUUUCGGACACAUUUGGCAUGGCGCUAGAACCUUGUUCAGAGAUGUUUUUGCUGGCAUUGAUCCAGAUUUGGAUGCUCAAGUGGAAUUUGGAGCAUUCCAAAAACUUGGGGAUCCAACUACAAAGAGACAAGUAGUCUGAUACAACAUUGCUCUGGUAUCUUUCGCCUCUUUUUUUGAUUUGACAUAGGGUUAGGGUACUGAAGAAAUCUUGACUUGAAUCACCAUCUUUUCUUUGACUCUUUCCUUUUCUUUAUAUGGUAAAUGAUGCCAAAUGAAUAGGUGU
Musa acuminata AAA Group (dessert banana) is the source of this 1925-nucleotide messenger RNA. Its product is annotated as photosystem II CP47 reaction center protein. Gene Ontology annotation, biological process: photosynthesis, light reaction; photosynthesis; photosynthetic electron transport in photosystem II. Gene Ontology annotation, cellular component: photosystem II; membrane. The coding region runs from base 255 to 1781 and encodes 508 amino acids. Gene Ontology annotation, molecular function: chlorophyll binding. Lineage: Eukaryota; Viridiplantae; Streptophyta; Magnoliopsida; Zingiberales; Musaceae. The transcript has a single exon. The record is from RefSeq and is a predicted model, not a curated record.